AUGUGCAGCACCAGUGAGUGUGACCUGGAAGACAUCCCCCUGGAGGAUGAUGACCCAAACAGCCUGGAGUUCAAAAUCCUGGCCUUCUAUGCCAAGCACCAUGUCUUCAAGAGCACGCCAGCUGUCUUCUCACCCAAGCUCUCCAGAACAAGAAGUUUGUCCCAGAAAGCCCUGGGGACUUGGUCAACUGAUUCCUGGACACAGGUACCAUUGCCUUGCAGAAGCUCCCCCUCCAGUGAAAAGCACUUAAGCUUUGGCAAGAAGAAGUCUUCCUGGAGAACAUUCUUCAGAGCGACAGAGAAGGAGGAAGGCCCACCGAGCUCCCCAAAGGAAGUCCGUACUCAGGGUGUUCAGGGCCCCUUCGUGGUACAGCGCCAGGGCCUCCAGAACCAGCACUGGGCCAGGUCUCUGUCCAAUGUGGAGCAGCGCCUAGAGGUUGAAGCUGUGGACCCCAAAGUUGCUUGUAUCGCUAACCGAGUGGCUGAAAUUGUUUGCUUGUGGCCACCACCAGAAGAUAGCCACAGCCAGGCAGGAGGCUGCAAGUUCAAAGAGAGUAUCCCAGAGGUUCUGUACUUCCAAUUUGAAGGCGCUAGAACUUGCGAUUCUAAGAAAGAUGGAGAAGAUGAAAUAAUAAGCAAAAUUGUCGAGCUGCUGAAAUACUCAGGGGAUCAGUUGGGAAGAGAGAUGAAGAAAGACAAGGCUUUGAUGAGCAGCUUCCAGGAUGGGCUGUCGUACUCAGUGUUCAAGACCAUCACAAACCUGUUCCUGAGGGAUGUAGACACCAGAGGAGAAUCAGAAGUCAAAGCUCAGGGCUUUAAGGCUGCCCUUGCAAUAGACGCCAUAGCCAAGCUCACAGCCAUAGACAACCACCCAAUGAAUAGGAUGCUGGGCUUUGGAACCAAGUACCUAAAAGAGUACUUCUCCCCCUGGAUCCAGCAGAAUGGUGGAUGGGAAAAAGUACUUGGGAUAUCACUUGAAGAAGUAGACUGA
Peromyscus californicus insignis is the source of this 990-nucleotide messenger RNA. It is a transcript of the gene Bcl2l14, whose product is annotated as BCL2 like 14. Gene Ontology annotation, biological process: regulation of apoptotic process. The coding region runs from base 1 to 990 and encodes 329 amino acids. NCBI's taxonomy places the organism in Eukaryota, Metazoa, Chordata, Mammalia, Rodentia, Cricetidae. The record is from RefSeq and is a predicted model, not a curated record. The transcript is spliced from 5 exons.